UCCCUGAGAAGGCGACUCUGGAUUUUUAGGAUUUGUUCAGCAGGCGGCUCCGCAAUGCUUCCAGCUGGGCUGUAAUUGCGGUGUCGAAGUUACGAGUUUCUCCUUCUCUCGUUGCUCUCAUCGGGGCUGUCAUUGCUGUCUCGGAGCUUGUUGUUGCCAUGGCUUUCAUCAAACCCAACAAGACUAAGGCUUACUUCAAGAGGUUUCAAGUCAAGUACAAACGCCGGAGAGCCGGGAAGACUGACUAUCGUGCGAGGAUUCGCUUGACCACCCAAGAUAAGAACAAGUACAACACCCCCAAGUACCGUUUCGUUGUGCGGUUCACCAACAAGGAUAUUGUUGCGCAAAUCACCUAUGCCACUCUUGCUGGAGAUAUUGUUCUUACCUCUGCCUACGCCCAUGAGCUCCCUCGGUAUGGUCUGAAGGGCGGUCUGACUAAUUAUGCUGCUGCUUACUGCACUGGUCUUCUUUUGGCUCGUCGUCAUUUAAAGAAUUUCGAGUUGGACCAGGAGUACGUAGGCAAUGAGACGGCAACUGGAGAGGACUACAAUGUCGAGGAAGGUGAAGGAAAGAGACCAUUUAGGGCUCUUUUAGAUGUCGGUCUAGUGAGGACCACUACCGGGAACAGGGUUUUUGGUGCUCUGAAGGGAGCUUUAGAUGGAGGAUUGGAUGUUCCUCACAGUGAGAAGCGGUUCGCCGGUUUCAGCAAGGAGGAUAAAUCCUUGAAUGCUGAGACACAUCGCAAGUAUAUUUUGGGUGGUCACGUUGCCGACUACAUGAGGCUUUUGAAGGAAGAUGAGCCUGAGAAAUACCAAUCUCAUUUCAAUAAAUUCAUUAAAGAAGGAAUUGAGGCCGAUGAGCUUGCAGAAAUGUACACGAAAGUGCAUGCUGCAAUCCGUGCAGACCCUGACCAACAGAAGACUGAGAAGAAGGCUCCUGCUGAAAAGAGGAAAUGGAAGAUCCAGAAGUUGACAUUUGAGGAGCGCCAGGCUGCUUUGGUUCAACGCCUAAAUGCCAUUAAUGCUGAGGGAGAUGCGUAAACUAGAUAGCAUGGGAAGCUUGCUAAUGUGCUGCAGGGCUAAGCACGCCCAACCAAGCAUGGCUUGUAGAAAGAGACUGGGUGACUCUGAUUUAUUUUGCCACAGCUUCAGCUGCAUGCAUUUAGCAUGGAGAAUUCACAUUUGAUAGUCUCUCUUGUUCUUGGAUGUCUCGUUUGGAGAUCACGUGUUUGAAGCUUUGUCAGCAAUUGGCCUAUUCUGUUUCUUACGUACGCACCGGUAAUUCAACUCUCGACACAUUUUUUAACUCGA
This is a messenger RNA of Physcomitrium patens, 1310 nucleotides long. RefSeq names its product large ribosomal subunit protein uL18. Lineage: Eukaryota; Viridiplantae; Streptophyta; Bryopsida; Funariales; Funariaceae. Gene Ontology annotation, cellular component: ribosome; cytosolic large ribosomal subunit. Gene Ontology annotation, molecular function: 5S rRNA binding; structural constituent of ribosome. Gene Ontology annotation, biological process: translation; ribosomal large subunit assembly. The record is from RefSeq and is a predicted model, not a curated record.